Alexandromys fortis (reed vole) is the source of this 1391-nucleotide messenger RNA. It is a transcript of the gene Lsm10, whose product is annotated as LSM10, U7 small nuclear RNA associated. Gene Ontology annotation, molecular function: U7 snRNA binding; histone pre-mRNA DCP binding. The record is from RefSeq and is a predicted model, not a curated record. The transcript has 2 exons. Gene Ontology annotation, cellular component: nuclear body; cytoplasmic U snRNP body. The coding region runs from base 659 to 1027 and encodes 122 amino acids. Gene Ontology annotation, biological process: mRNA 3'-end processing by stem-loop binding and cleavage. NCBI's taxonomy places the organism in Eukaryota, Metazoa, Chordata, Mammalia, Rodentia, Cricetidae.
GUUUCCCGGGUGGAACUAAGAAGCUUGACUUCCCGUGGCCAGCCCCAGGCCUCCCGUUCUGGAAGUGGCAGAGCCGGAGUUAAAGCCUGGACCUGCCUGGAAGUCUCAAAGACUGUUCUUUUGGAUUUUGUUUAAGGCAUUUUGGCCUGGAAUUCGGAGGUCAAUCUGUCUCUGCCUCCUGAGUGCUGGGAUUAAGAAUAUGCGUUUUAGUUAGGUUUAACCUGUUUUGUCUUGAAACACUGUGGCAUUCCAUAGUCCAGGUUAACCUGGAGCUCACGGUGUAGUCCAGGCCGGUUUGGAACUUGGGGUGUUCCCACUGCUUCAGCGUUUCGAGUGACAGUAUUACAAGUGUGUGCCACCAUGCUUGGCUAGAUUACGUAUUAGCAGGUACCUGACUGUAGUGAUAGUUCAUUUGUAUUUUAAUAAAGCUUGCCUGAAGUUCAGACCAGGCAGUGGUGACGCACGCCUUAAAUCCCAGUAGCCACACUAGUUUGCCAUAGAAACCUGGCGAUAGUGGUGCACAUCUUUAAUCCCAUCCCUGGAGAGGAAUAUAAAACGGGAGGCGACAGCUCUCACACACAGUCUUAUUCUGAGAUUCCUGGAGGCAGGAUCGCCAUUUCGGACUGAGGUAGAGUGAGCAGCCAACCGAUGUGGAACGAUGGCACUGAGCCACUCCGUGAAGGAGCGAACCAUCUCUGAGAACAGCCUGGUCAUCCUGUUGCAGGGCCUCCAGGGCCACAUCACCACUGUGGACCUCCGGGAUGAGAGUUCUGCCCGAGGACGAAUCGACAAUGUUGAUGCUUUCAUGAACAUCCGCCUGGCCAAUGUCACCUACACCGACCGCUGGGGACAUCAGGUUGAGUUGGAUGACCUCUUCGUGACAGGUCGUAAUGUCCGAUACGUCCAUAUCCCAGAUGAUGUGAACAUCACUGCCACCAUCGAGCAGCAACUGCAGAUCAUCCACCGCGUGCGCAACUUUGGCGGCAAGGGUCAAGGUCGGCGAGAGUUUCCCUCCAAAAGGCAGUGAGGCUGUGUCCUCACUGAACUUCCAGCACCACCUCAGGGUCCUUAAGUGUUCUGAGCCAACCCCCUGCCGUCCUUCCCUACCAGUGACCUGGUGUCUACGAGACACCUAUCACAACUGCCUUUCAUAGGGUUCCACUUUGCAGACACACUCUGGGACCCAGAAUUCCUUCUGUCUGUGGCCUUGGGGUAGGUGACAAUCCCUCUUUUUGAUCCUUUGCAUCUGGAAUCUCCAUUUAUGGAUUGACCGCGUCUAUCAAGGAGCAAUCAACUCUGCCACGAGGAUUAUUGUGUUUGGAGUGAAUCACCUCUACCUCCCCUCUUCUCUUGGCAUUUGUUUCUUUUCUCAUAAAACCAAACUUACAUAA